AUGUUGUACAACGUAAAGGACUCCAACUUACUUUGGUUCAAUGUAAUCCCCAUUGACAACUUCGAGAUGUACUAUCUUUUCGGAGCAGUACUCGGCUUGGCUAUUUACAACUCGACAAUUCUUGAGUUGAAGUUUCCAACUGCAAUUUAUAAGAUCUUGCUUGGAUUGCCAGUGGGUCUUGCCGAUUAUCAAGAGAUUUUCCCGGAGGCCGCUGAGAAUUUGUUCAAACUUCGGAAUUACUCGGAGGAGGAAUUGGAGAGUAUUGGGCUCAAUUUUGAGGUGAGUUUCAUGGAUGUCUUUGGCAGAGCGCAUCAACGUGAGUUGAUUCCCGGUGGUACAGACGUUGACGUGACUACCAAUAACCGAGAAAAGUAUAUUGACAAGUACGCUCGGUUCUUUCUUAUGGACGGGAUGUUCCGGCAACUCCACGCGUUCAAGAAUGGGUUUUCCAGUGUUGUGGAUGGUAAUGCGUUUUCGUUGUUUCUGCCUGAAGAAAUGCAGUUGCUCUUAUGUGGCAGUGAAGAGAGCAGGUUUGAUGUUGAUGUUCUCCAAUCAGUGACUAGCUACACUGGUUGGAGUUCGAAAGAGGAAGCGCUUAAGUCACCCACUGUGAAAUGGUUCUGGGAAUAUGUUUCGGGACUUACAUUCAAGCAACAAAAGAAGGUAUUAAUGUUUAUUACUGGGUCAGAUCGGGUGCCAGCCACCGGUAUUCAGAACCUCAGUUUGAAGAUCAGUCGGCUCAAUAAUGGAAUGGACAGCGACAGGCUACCUGUGGCACAUACUUGCUUCAAUGAGCUUUCUAUUUAUGAGUACAGCAGCCGCGAGAAGAUGAUUGAUAAGUUAACGAAAGCCGUGAAUAUGCUGGCCGGGUUUGGAAUAAAAUAG
This is a messenger RNA of Sungouiella intermedia, 885 nucleotides long. The record is from the annotation of a GenBank genome assembly. NCBI's taxonomy places the organism in Eukaryota, Fungi, Ascomycota, Pichiomycetes, Serinales, Metschnikowiaceae.